AUGUUGUCCAUGCUUGCAAGAAAGGCCGCUUCCAUACACAAUCAACGUUUCAUAGUGAAGUUGAGUGCAUUCAAUUUAUGCUGCAACUCUCUCACUACCGUUCCCAAUAAGGAUGAUGGUGCUUCUGCCAGAACACUAUCCGACCCACCUUCUGAGUAUAAUUCUAGUAGCAGCCUUCAUCUUUCGCCGUUUUUGUCCAACUUCAAUCACCCCUCGAGUGAUUUUGACAUUGAGCUUGUCGACCAUGAUGCUUGGGGGGUCUCAUCUGUGGUGGCACAAGCCUGGCGACAAGGGGAUUUGCCUGCAUCAGAAGAUAUUUCUUGUGGUCAGCAUGUCAUUGAUGAAUCCCUUGAUUCUCAUUCCACGGAUGUUGAUGGUGAACUUGAUUUUGAAGACAUAGACAACAUGAGAGUUCGUGGCAGUCUGUUCUAUAAGCUAGAGCGUAGUUCCAUGGAGUUUGAAGAAAAAAAGAUUUUAUCACCUCUCAACUUGCAGAAGAAUCGCAUAGAAAACUCCAAGAAACUCUCUCUUCUCCUUUUACUUUAUCUUCACCAUUCUUCAUCUUGGGGAAUCGCCAAAAAAUCCACAAAGAACUUCAAUCUUCCCCUCUAUCUGCAAUCUUCACGUAGCUUCAUCAUCAUCAAUUCUUCAAUCAUUGAGAAGCAUCACAAAAAACUCAGAGCUACAAAAUCUCUCAUUUUCUCUGAUUCAUUCUGCAAACCUCCACAAAUUCUGAAGAACCAUCAUUGCAAUCAAUCAUCAAUCCACAAACUUAAUCUUUCAUCAAACUUCAAUAUGCAUCACAAAAAACAUACGUCAACACCACUUCUAGAAUUGAUUCAACGGUGCAUCAUAAUUUGCGAUUCUCGGUAA
Vicia faba (fava bean) is the source of this 873-nucleotide messenger RNA. Lineage: Eukaryota; Viridiplantae; Streptophyta; Magnoliopsida; Fabales; Fabaceae. The record is from the annotation of a GenBank genome assembly.